Messenger RNA from Cryphonectria parasitica EP155, 1974 nucleotides. Its product is annotated as apses-domain-containing protein. The record is from RefSeq and is a predicted model, not a curated record. Bases 1 to 1974 code for a protein of 657 amino acids. Gene Ontology annotation, molecular function: DNA binding; transcription regulator activity; protein binding. Lineage: Eukaryota; Fungi; Ascomycota; Sordariomycetes; Diaporthales; Cryphonectriaceae. The transcript has 5 exons. Gene Ontology annotation, cellular component: SBF transcription complex; MBF transcription complex.
AUGGCUGCCACAAGCGCUGCCGGAGAUGGCAUCUUCUCAGCCACCUACAAUGGCUUCGCUGGCGCCGACAGCAAGCGAGAGCAUGUUAUGCGACGGCAGUCCGACAACUGGGUCAAUGCAACCCAUAUCCUCAAGGCUGCCGGCUUCGAUAAGCCUGCCAGAACCCGCAUCCUCGAGCGAGACGUGCAGAAGGGCAAUCAUGAGAAGGUGCAGGGUGGUUAUGGAAAGUUUCAAGGAACCUACCUCCCCCUCCAGGAUGCCCGUGAGCUCGCUCGACAGCACAACGUCCUCGAUCGCCUGCGACCUAUCUUCGACUUCGUGCCCGGCGCUGUCACCCCCCCGCCUGCUCCGCGCCAUGCGAGCAAGCCCAAGCAGCCUAAAAAGGCCCCAGGCCUGCUCCAGGCCGGCCAUGGCCCCAAGCGCAAACAUGUCCCUCGUGCCGAUGAACUCGACACAUCAUCUGUCGUCUAUAGGGACGAGAGCCCAGACAAUCAGACUAUCGUAUCUGGUAGCUAUAUGGCUGAGGACGAGGCUGACAGGAUGAUCCAACAUAAGCAUACAAUGUAUGGUGAGUCCCUAUUGGACUACUAUGCGCUCGAUAUGAGUGAUCCGAAAGCGCCUCGUCCAGAACCUCCCACCAAUUUCAGGCCCGACUUCCCUAUCGACAAGCACCGGAAUACCGCCCUGCACUGGGCGUCCGCCAUGGGCGACAUCGACGGUGUCAGGCACAUGAAGCGCUUCGGCCCUUCUCUGACCGCCCGAAACAUGCGCGGCGUGACCCCCCUCAUGCACGCUGUCAAUUUCACCAACGCCUUUGAUAAGCAGACCUUUCCCGCCAUCAUGGACGAGCUCCUAGAGACCAUCGACGCCCGUGACCUCUCGGGCCGCACCGUCCUGCACCAUGCUGUAUCUCACGCCGUGUCUGUUAAGCACAGAAGACCUGCUCGAUAUUAUGUGGAGAGUCUUUUAGCCAGGCUGCAGGGAUCCCACGACGCUACUUUCACCGACCAAUUCAUCAAUGCGCAGGACCAGAGGGGGGAUACAGCUAUCCAUCUCGCCGCUGAGAAUAAGAAUACCAAGAUCAUUCGCUCGCUGCUGGGUCGCAACGCUUCCACGUCCAUUCCCAACCAGAAGGGUGUGUAUGCUGAGGAGAUGAUCAGAGAGCUCAAUGAAGGCAUCCGAUCUCGUUCCGCAGUGCCUCCGCCCUCGUCUUCCCCCUUCGCGCCCCCACCGCCCCGGCGGCCGAGCCUGAGUAGCGCUUUGCACGAUUUCUGGAACAACACCGAGUUCCACUCGGAAGCAGCCAAGGCUGUGCAGAAUCGUAUCGCGCCCAGCAUGCUCCAGAAGAGCAGGUACCUCGCCGAAUGCUUUGAGGAUGAAUGGAAGGAGAAGGAUGAGGCCGAGCAGGACGCCCGCCGGCUGCUGGCCAGCACGCAGGACGAGCUUGCGGCCCAGCUGGACGAGCUGCGCCGGCACGAGGACCUGCUCGAAGCGGAUGAGGUUGCUGCCAAGACUGAGGCUGAGGCGACACAGUUACAGACGCAAGUCCUUUCCCUUCUGCGGUAUCAAAACCGCAUCGCUGUCCAAGGCAAGAUUCACACCGAGCUGAGUAUGCAGGUGAAUGGCAACAAUGGCCAGGAUUGCAGCAGCCAGGCAUCCAGGGAUAACGACCAACAAGAGCGCCUACGCCUAGCACAGGAACUUCGUGAUCAGGUCCGAGAGCUGCGAAAGGCGGAGAGUGAGCUGGUGGGGGCUACGGGUCUUCGGGGCGUCGGCGAGGCCAUCGAGAGCUACAGAUAUCUGCUCCAGCUCUGUCUUGGGCCACAGGCGCCUGGCCUCGACGACAACCUGGACAGUAUGAUCCGGGAGUUCGAGGAGGAGGCCGACUAUCCUAAUGGUACUCGCGCAAUACGCGGCUAUGCAUUGGGCAAUGGAGGCGAUGCUGAUGCUAUGGAGCUGUCUGAUGUGGAGUGA